CUUUUGUUGGUGUCAAGAUUCAGUCCGUGUCGAUUUGUAAACAAGUUACCCGUAGCCGUCGUGUCACACUUCGAUGGAGAGAGAGAUAGCAAGGAGUGACUUUUGGAUUAACUUUGGCAGUAAUCAUUUUACGAGGAUUUUUAUCAACAAGACGCAAUACUAAUCGAAAAAUCGGGCGACGGAGAAUUAAGAUGGUGGCGGAAAAGGCCCUGUUGGCUGUCUGCGCAGCCGCUAUAAUAAUGGCGGUUGCAGUACAAGCUGUAGAAAGACCUAUGGAGUUUAUCCCGCCCUCUGAACCCUGUCGACCAGAUAUGAAGUCAUGCGAAUACUGGCUUCACAUCGUGGUGGCCUUGACUGCUGUUCACAUGAAGAAGAUGACCGUUCCCUCGAACGGAAAAAUCUAUUACCACUCGCCGACGAACAACUACACCGGUUCAACGCCAGUCAACACAUCGGACGUCAUUGUUGCAGACGGCUACCCCGAGUCACGGAUGUUGUAUCUCGUAAAUGGAACCUUGCCUGGACCAACAUUGACCGUUUACAAAGGUCAAAACAUAACAGUGCAUGUCAAGAAUCAUAUGACAGAAACCGCGACAUCAAUCCAUUUUCACGGCAUCAUGCAGCAGGGGACACCAUACGCCGAUGGCGUUAGCUUCGUCACGCAAUGCCCGAUCUACCCUGGUCAAACGUUCGCUCACAACUUCAAUAUCACGCAGCCUGGCGGAACCUAUUGGUACCAUGCCCACGCGGGUAACCAGCGCACAAUGGGGAUAUAUGGUGCUUUUAUAAUUAAAAACAAGCCGGUCCCAAACAAACCUGAACCAGAGGAACACGUGAUUCAGCUUCAGGACUACAACCACGAUUGGAGCUCUGAGAUGAACUUCUUCAAGAUGACAUAUGGACUGUUUGAUGGGACAACAGAGAUCAAUGCAACAGCAAGCCAUGAUGGAGGAAUGUUCAGCAAGUUACGUUUCCAAUCUGGCCUCAUCAACGGUCUUGGAAGAUGGUAUGAUACGCCCACCACCCACAAUGGUGCGCCAUUGACCAAGUUCAAGGUCAAGAAAGGGAGCAACUACAGAUUACGUGUGAUCAAUGCAGGAGCACUGUACCCGUUUAGAUUCUCUGUUGAUGGACACGAACUGAUCGCUGUAGCUACAGAUGGCUUCGAUGUUGAACCCAUCCCGGUUGAAUCCUUCAUCAUCAAUCCUGGCGAGAGGUACGACGUCAUGUUAGAGGCAAACCAAGCCGUAAAGAACUACAUGAUCCGCGCACAGACCUUGGAAGUUGGCGUGAAUCACAUUGCAGAAGCCGUUCUGAACUACCAGGGUGUUGAUUCGCAUGAUGAACCAACCACAUCACGGCGGGCUUGUACUCCGGCAAAACCUUGCAAAGUUCUGAAUUGUCCAUUCACAUAUUAUCCAAAAGGGUCCAACACCGAGUGCAUCAGCGUUGAUCAACUCCGUGGAAAGGAAGGCGAUGCCCCAAAGGCCGGUAGCUCGAGCUACAAGCAGUUUUUCCUCAACUUUGCUUUUCCUGGAAUAGGGUGGACUCCAGGAUCUGUGAACGGCCGGGCCUUUCAUCAUCCUCAGGUCAAUCCACUCGGACAGAUGAACGAGAUGCAUUGGGGGUGUGAUCCAGAGAAAUGUGGCGUAGAAAAGGUCUGUGUCUGCGCCUACCACUUGGAUAUCAACUACGGCGACACGGUGCAGAUGGUCUUCCUGAACAUGGGUCAAGGAAAUGGAUGGGGCCAUCCGGUGCAUUUGCACGGACACAGCUUUUACGUGGUCAAACAAGGUUUUGCGCAGUACAAUAGCACAACUGGGAAGAUCGUUGGAGACAACUUGGAUAUCAAUUGCCACGGCAACAAAGAUAGGACAAAGUCGUUCUGUAACGCCGCCACCUGGUCUGACAGUACGUGGGUCGGGGACAACAUCCCUGGUUUGAACCUGAAGAAACCCCCUCUCAAGGACACCAUCAUCGUUCCAACCAGCAGCUAUGUGAUCAUCCGCUUCAAGGCUGACAACCCCGGCGUAUGGAUCCUGCAUUGUCACAUCGAAAUGCACAACAAUGACGGUAUGGCGAUGAUGGUGAGAGAAGGCAAAGACAGAAUCCCGAAACCUCCGAAAGGCUUUCCGACGUGUAGGAACUUCGACUACGAUGGGAGCUAUGCACUUCAAGAAUCGAAACCUACCGAUGAACCCAGAACGACAGUAAAACCUGGUGGCCAAGGCGGAGAAAAGGAGAAACCAAAAGGCGAAGAGUUUAACUACCGUGAUGCAUUCUGGGCCGUCGCUGGAACACUCAUUGGCCUGGCGGCUGCUCUCUUUGUCGUAGGCGUAGUCUGGUGUUGCUGCUGUCGGAAGCGAGAGCCUGAGCCACCUAGAUCGAGAAACAGUGCUAAGUACCACGACAAUGGCGGUUUGACUGGUGAUGAUGGGAAAGCAGCAACUGAUGUGAAGUUUUGAUCUUGGUCAGGCUACUUUUACGUAAAUCUCAUUGUUACUUGAUCUAGGCGUUUUUUAGCGAUUAUAAGGUUAAGAUUAGCGUGUUAGGAUUAGUAUUAGGGGGUAAGGGUAAGGAAUAUUAAGGGUUAGGGAUGUUAGGGAUAUGAUAAGGGGUUAAACUGAAAUGGGGUCUCGCGUAAGAUCCAGACGCGAGAGUGUGGUAAAGGAAGUUAAUUACGGAACUCGCGAUAUCAUGUAGACACAUUUAGAUGAAAAGUACACGAACUAUGGCUGUCAAACUGCUCCUGAACAAGAUUUAUUCUAAUUCACUCUAAUUCACAGCAACCGCAAACGCUGUCAAAGCAUUACAUCACUCCCCGUACGACUGGAAAACUGUUGAGUGUAGAGAAUUUGCCUUGUGGGCAAAAUUUGGGCCCCAUUCCUUUUUGCGUGGCACAUCUUUGUGAGAAGAUCAUAACCUGCAACUCUGUAUGUAUGUUUCUGAUAAGUGAAUAGUAAGGGAACCUGAUCGACAGAGAGCUUGCACAUAGCCAUAUCUUUAUGUAAAGGGUAUGUUCAGAUUUGAAUUCCUGAGGUUUGUUAUUGGACGGGUCUCGAGAGUAAGCCCCCAUCUCUCAGUGUGUAGUAGGGGACAUCUUCUAUCGAAGUCGAUGUACGGCUGAAAUGCUAGGAAGUGUUGCUUUCGGCGUUCAGAUUUUUUAAACUUCUCAAAUUGCGAACGGGACAUCCCUUUGCGCUCAUUCUCAUAUGUCUCAGGUAUUUUUUAUUUUCAUGUGCAUUCCUACCUCAACUGGGCCACCCUGAAUUGCAUACGUUAGUGGCUCGUUAUAAAGCGCUACUAAAUGCACUGCCUCACUCAAAGGUCUAAGAUUCACCAAUCAAAUGCAUGGCACUAAAACAGAUGCACCCUAUGAAAUCUGCCAAGGUCUGUGAUUUAUUUAGAUUGAGCUGAUGUAAAAACAAGGUUGGUUGGAAAGUAAAAUCUCAAACAUAUUUUAUACUGUAUAUUUCACCAGUUUUGUUGAUUUUGAUUUGUUGAUUUUGAUAUCUUAUAUUUACAUGUACAUGUAGCACUUUCUAAAAUAAAUUUAUGCUUUUUACAA
This is a messenger RNA of Lineus longissimus, 3568 nucleotides long. RefSeq lists its product as uncharacterized. Gene Ontology annotation, molecular function: oxidoreductase activity; copper ion binding. The transcript is spliced from 3 exons. NCBI's taxonomy places the organism in Eukaryota, Metazoa, Nemertea, Pilidiophora, Heteronemertea, Lineidae. The record is from RefSeq and is a predicted model, not a curated record. Bases 192 to 2465 code for a protein of 757 amino acids.